Molecule: messenger RNA, 1521 nt
Organism: Sclerotinia sclerotiorum 1980 UF-70
Lineage: Eukaryota; Fungi; Ascomycota; Leotiomycetes; Helotiales; Sclerotiniaceae
Exons: 2
Coding region: 1-1521 (506 amino acids)
Source: RefSeq, a predicted model, not a curated record
AUGCCUCAAUACAUGCGAAAAUAUACUACCGAUCAUAGUACGAGUAGUAGAGAUUCACGUCAGAGUGAUGAAUCUUCUCGAGAAUCUCAUAGCACAGCACCUACCUCAAUAUAUGGUAGUCCGCGACCAUCAAUUCAUCAAUACUACACCGAAAAACCCAUCUACUACCAAAAGGAUAGUAUAGAGUUGCCUCCCUAUGACAUAUCCCCAGCAGCAACAAAUUAUCCUCGAUCAUCUCAAGAAACAUACGCUUCAACAUCUCCAUCUCAAGAAGAUCUUUUUGACGAACCUGAAGAUUUUGAUCCAGAAUAUGAAGUACCGGAAUAUAAAACCGUGGUUGAAAAUAACUUGAGACCAUCCACUGCUCAAGAUUUCGCGCAUUUCUUUCCUUCGACAAAACGUUUAUACAUUCGUCAUGAUGAUACUUCUUAUGAUGGGAAUAUGAAUCUUCGCGUCGACACGGAAGAUGGUCAUGGUCAAGAUAAAGAAGUAAUUCAACUCUUCCAUCUUCGAAUGCAUGAUCUCAAGAACCGAGAAUUUAGUCUUCGUCGAUACGAACGCUCAAGUGGUCGAGAAGUUUGUCAUUCGAGUAUGAAAUACGCAAAAUCUGCCGCUGAAAGAAGACCUUCUUCAUUAACUCGUUCGGUUAGUAAUGCUUUUGCAAGUAUUCGCAAACCAUCCAUGUCAAGAACAAAUUCUGCAGUUUCUACUCAUAAACCCAUGGGAGGAAUCAAGAGACAUGAUAGUGGUUAUGCAUCAAAUUCAGAUUCGGAUUCCGACGUCGAAGCAUUCAUGGCUUCGAAAAAAGCAGCCGCGCCUAUGAUCCCUACCAACACCACCAAGCUAGAAUUUUCCAAUUACGCUCAAGUAGAAGUUAAACGUCGUGGAACAAAGGCUUCAAAACGUUAUGAAUUUGAAUAUUGGGGUCAUUCAUAUUCAUGGAAACGAGUUACGGAAAAAGAUGGAGAAGGAAAAGCUAUUUCCUAUCAUUUAUUCAAAGGGGAUUCCGGAGCAGCUGUGGCGCAUAUUGUACCGGAAUUAAGAUCACCAGCUCAAAUACGAGAGGAGGAAUUAGUAGGGGGUUGGGUACCACCUUGUCAGAUGUGGAUUAGUGAUAGGAGUGUUUUGACGGCUGUUACAGAUGUUGCUGAUGUCAUCAUCUCCACUGGCCUCAUAGCCCUCGUCGAUGACAGCAUCAAACGACAUUUCGAUCCCAAACCCCACCCCAAACCCAGCUCAUCCCAUUCAUCCCACUCAUUCCAUUCCCACCCUCACUCAAAUCCAACUCCCCAUUCAAACCCAACCUCACAACCACAUUCACAACCACAUUCACAACCACAUUCUCCCCGCACUCAAAUCAUCGUUCCCCUCCACCCCCUCAAAAUGGACAUGGAAUUUGUAAAUCCACGCGCAAUGGUCGAACACAUGUUUAAGCGGAGAAACUCAGGGGGUUCAAAUAAAUCUCCCACGGAAGAGAGGAAAAAACAUUCUCCGCUGAGAUAUGAAGAGAGGAGAGUGUAG